Messenger RNA from Hevea brasiliensis (rubber tree), 3026 nucleotides. Its product is annotated as pentatricopeptide repeat-containing protein At2g03380, mitochondrial. Gene Ontology annotation, molecular function: RNA binding; protein binding. The transcript has a single exon. Gene Ontology annotation, biological process: RNA modification. The record is from RefSeq and is a predicted model, not a curated record. NCBI's taxonomy places the organism in Eukaryota, Viridiplantae, Streptophyta, Magnoliopsida, Malpighiales, Euphorbiaceae. The coding region runs from base 145 to 2277 and encodes 710 amino acids.
CAUUUGAAAUUUAUAAAAAAUAAAUUUUUAGUAGAAAUUAAUUUCUAUAUUUAUUUUUUGAAAGCACUUUCUAUAUUUUACCUGAAAAGAAAACAAAGAAAAAGGCCGGGGAAUCAAAAUCCCGACUCAAAUGAGAAAAAAAAGAUGGUAAGAGUAAUCUCCCGAUUGCAUAGACGAAUAUGCAGAAAACCCUUUUACUUCCAAUGGAGAAAUCUCUCCUACAUAAUCCAUCAGCUACCUUUAGACCCUCCUCAGAUUGACCAUAACAUAGCCUCAGUUCAGUACAUUUUUUCGAACCCAUGUUUUUAUCUUCUGGGUCUCUGCAAAAACAUCCAUUCUCUCAAGAAAAUUCAUGGGUUGCUCAUUGUUGAUGGUCUUGCUGGUGAUCUUUUAUGCAGUACCAAAUUGGUUAGCUUGUAUGGUUCGUUUGGGUGCAUUGAUGAUGCGCGCUUGUUGUUUGAUAGAAUACCUAACCCAGACCUUUAUUCUUGGAAAGUGAUGCUAAGGUGGUAUUUUUUGAACGAUUUGUAUUGGGAGAUUAUUGGACUUCAUACCCGUAUGAGAAUGUGCCUGAGAGAGCAUGAUAAUGUUGUUUUCUCGAUUGUGUUGAAGGCGUGCAGUGAAUUGCGAAAUAUUGAUGAAGGGAGGAAAAUACACAGUCAAAUUAUUAAAGCAGUUAAUCCUGAUAGUUUCGUGCUGACUGGUCUUGUAGAUAUGUAUGCAAAGUGUGGAGAGAUUGAGUGUUCUCGUGAUGUGUUUGAUGAAUGUCUCGAUAGAAAUGUGGUCUCUUGGACUUCAAUGAUUGCGGGGUAUGUACAGAACGAUUGCCCAGUGGAGGGUUUGAUUUUGUUCAAUAGAAUGAGAGAAGGGUUGAUUGCGGCUAACCAAUUUACCGUAGGCAGCUUAGUUACUGCAUGCACAAAAUUAGGGGCUUUGCAUCAGGGGAAGUGGGUUCAUGGAUACGCAAUCAAGAACGGCGUGGAACUUAAUUCUUACGUUGUGACAGCACUUCUAGACAUGUAUGUCAAGUGUGGAGUCAUUAGAGAUGCUAGGUCUGUAUUUGAUAAGCUAUCUAGUAUUGAUCUCGUCUCCUGGACGGCUAUGAUUGUUGGCUAUACCCAGAGUGGCUUCUCUAAUGAGGCUUUGAAGUUGUUUAUGAAUAAGAAAUGGGUUGAUAUCUCGCCCAAUAAUGUUACCAUUGUAAGUGUAUUAUCAGCAUGUGCACAGUUGGGCAAUUUGAAUUUGGGAAGGUCAGUUCAUGGUCUUGGUAUUAAACUUGGGUUUGAGGAACCUGCUGUUGUAAAUGCUCUGGUGGACAUGUAUGCAAAAUGCCGUAUGAAUAGAGAUGCCCGUUACAUAUUUGAGACCGUUUCAGACAAGGAUGUUGUUGCUUGGAAUUCUAUUAUUUCUGGGUAUAAUCAGAAUGGGUCUGCAUAUGAAGCCCUUGAAUUGUUUCGUCAGAUGAGAAUGGGCUCUCUCUUGCCUGAUGCAGUUACAUUGGUAAGCGUUUUCUCAGCAUGUGCUUUCAUUGGCGCUCUUCGAGUUGGUUCUUCUCUCCAUGCUUACUCUAUAAAGGGGGGUCUAUUAUCUUCGAAUGUCUAUGUUGGCACUGCACUUUUGACCUUGUAUGCCAAAUGUGGGGAUGCUAAAUCCGCGCGUACAAUUUUUGAUGGUAUGGGAGAGAAAAACACUGUCACAUGGAGUGCAAUGAUUGGUGGUUAUGGAAUUCAAGGGGAUGGUGGUGGAUCCCUUGCCCUUUUCAAUGAUAUGUUGGGGGAAGAAUUGAAACCAAAUGAAGUAAUCUUCACAGCCAUUUUAUCUGCAUGUAGUCAUACAGGGAUGGUUGGGGAGGGAUGGAAUCUAUUCAUUUCGAUGUGCCAAGAAUAUAACUUUGUGCCUUCCGAUAAGCAUUAUGCAUGCAUGGUUGAUCUAUUGGCUCGUUCUGGGAGGCUUGAAGAAGCCUGGGACUUCAUUGAGAAAAUGCCAGUUCAACCAGAAGUUAGUUUGUUUGGAGCAUUUCUCCAUGGAUGUGGGCUGCAUUCAAGGUUUGAUCUUGGAGAGAUAGCAAUCAGGAGAAUGCGAGAGUUACAUCCUGACAAAGCUUGUUAUUAUGUGCUUAUGUGUAAUUUGUAUGCUUCUGAUGGAAGAUGGAAUCAGGUCAAGGAGGUAAGAGAGUUGAUGAAGCACAAAGGAUUAAUCAAAACCCCAGGGUGUAGCCUGAUGGAGAUGGAUACUGAUUAUGAUUUCUCAUUGCCUAGAGUUGCUUCUUUUUCAUAGACCAUGGUUUUACAUAAAAACACAAAUCAUGGGAUCAGCAGCGUCAAGGUUGCCAAAACAGGACGUAUUUAUUGUCAAUGUGGAGAUCACUAAAAGCCCUUCUGUUCAAUAAUGUAAAAUGUUUGAUCACAUGAGCUGGCCCCAAGUACUAGGGUGAAAGACUCUUAUCAAUGGAUCAAUAGAUCUGCAGGCAUGGCAUGCAUGAUACAAGCAGAUGUUGAGUUUCUAAGAAAACAUAAAGUAUGAUCAAUUGAGGAGAUGAUAAUAGGACAUGCGAUGCCAGUUCUUCUAAAAACUUUUGUUUUGAAGAUAUUCUAUUGUUGAUAUUACCCUAAAGUUCUUUGGUUCUUGAAACAUGGCCACAAAGGAGCAAGAAAGCUUCCUAUCUGGGUGAUCACUCCUUGACAAGCUGAUGAGUAUGAUGAUGAUAUGAAAGUGAUUACAAGCUCCAAAGUGUAGCCAGGUAAUGUUGGCCAAGUUCAUGAACGCAAGCAAUGAGAACAGGCUCUGAAAUCGAUUGACCAUCGACCAGUGAUUGAGUUUAUAUCAAAAUAUCUGCUGCCAAAUCUCAAAAAAUAGAAGAGAUGAUAAAUAAGACUGGGUUAUGAAUUUGUAAUGCAUUCUUCCUUGGUUUCAUUAUUGGUGCAACUGGAUAAGUUACAUACUUGUUCCAGAGCCAAACUUUGAAAAUUUUCCAAAAGGCUGUACAUUUCUUUUAUUUGCCAAUGAGAUACAUCUCCUGCUCCAAA